This is a messenger RNA of Sphaeramia orbicularis (orbiculate cardinalfish), 3791 nucleotides long. RefSeq names its product macrophage stimulating 1 (gene mst1). Gene Ontology annotation, molecular function: serine-type endopeptidase activity; receptor tyrosine kinase binding. Bases 362 to 2491 code for a protein of 709 amino acids. The record is from RefSeq and is a predicted model, not a curated record. The transcript has 18 exons. Lineage: Eukaryota; Metazoa; Chordata; Actinopteri; Kurtiformes; Apogonidae. Gene Ontology annotation, biological process: proteolysis; regulation of receptor signaling pathway via JAK-STAT.
UGAGACCUCUUCUUUUGCGCGUUAUGUGACAAAAACGCGCAGAGGAAUCAUGAAAAAAACGCAUGAACUGAGAGCGAUGAUGCGCGUGGAGAUUAAUGAUUAAUACUGGUAUCGAUCAUCUGUGUUUUGGGGAUUUGGCCUCUGUUUGAAUAAGGCCUCAGUGUCCCUGUGUGGGUGGUCUUAUUAGCAUAUAAUCUGGACAUUUUAUUCUUCUACGUGCAUUUACAGCCUCUUAUUAGACUUUCCAGGGGGGUUUAUUUCCUCAUAUGGACCUGUGAUCGGAUCGACUUAUUCUUCAGUCCGAAAAGCCUUCAGCGGAGCAAAAUAUUCCACAUCCAGUGACAUAAAACUGAGUUCAACCAUGAAACUGUCGCUGUGCUGUUUUCUCCUGACAGUCGGACUGACCGUGGGGUACCGCAGCCCGCUGAAUGACUUCCAGCGCUCUGAGGGCAGGGAGCUCGUUCCCACGGCCUGGAACUCAGCUCGAGUACUGAUGUUACCGGGCCUGAACCUGGAGGAAUGUGCCACACAAUGCUCACAGUCUCUGGACUGCAGAGCUUUCAACUAUGAGACUCGCCCGACCAUCACCUGUAAACACCUGCCCUGGGUCGGGGACGGCAGCAACGCCGAGGUGAAAAGAAACGUCAACUGUGACCUUUACGAGAAGAAAGUCUACGUAAGAAAGUGCAUUGUGGGUAAAGGGGAGGACUACAGAGGGAAGGUGUUCACGACCAGAAGUGGCCUCACCUGCCAACAGUGGUGGUCCAAGUUUCCACAUGAUCACAGGUGGACUCCCACAGCCACCAACGGCCUGGAGCUGAACUACUGCAGGAAUCCAGAUGGAGACCGGAUCGGCCCAUGGUGCUACACCACCGAUCCUGAGCGACGCUACGAAAGCUGCAACAUCCCCCAGUGCAAAGACGAGGUGUGCAUCACCUGUAAUGGAGAGGACUACAGAGGGCAGGUGGAUCACACUGUGAGUGGCAGAGAGUGUCAGAGAUGGGACCAGCAGUAUCCUCAUCAGCACAUCUACCAGCCUGAGAAGUAUCCUGAUAAAAGUUUAGAUGAUAAUUACUGCCGUAACCCUGAUGCCUCUCCAGUUCCCUGGUGUUACACCACAGACCCUGAGGUGGAGAGAGAGAACUGCGAGAUCAGCAAGUGCACUGAGGUACGUGUGGAGAAACGCCAGCGCUCCAGCUUCACCACCAACUGUUUCCGCGGCCGAGGGGAGGAUUACCGCGGAAAAGUCAAUGAGACCACGUCGGGUAUCCCCUGCCAGAGGUGGGAUGCACAGUACCCUCAUGAGCAUCCCUUCUACCCAAAUACAUAUGAAUGCAAGGGUUUAGAGGAAAACUACUGCCGUAACCCAGAUGGGUCGGAGGCUCCCUGGUGCUUCACAUCUGUACCAGAAAUGAGGACUGCUCUGUGUUUACAGAUCAAACGCUGUGCAGACGACAUCGAAGCUGAAGAUUGCUACCAUGAAAAUGGAAGGAACUACAGAGGAAUGGUUCGCAAAACCCGUAAGGGCAUCACCUGCCAGAAGUGGAAUGUUAACACACCUCACCGAACCAAGAUAAACCCCAGAACACAUCCUGAGGCCAAUCUGACAGAAAACUACUGUCGUAACCCAGACGGGGACCAGCACGGACCCUGGUGCUACACCACCGACCCCAAAACUGAGUUUGACUACUGUGCCAUCAAACAGUGUGCGGGAGAGAAAGUGUCCAUUACUGAACCAGUAGAAAAGGUGGAGUUUAGUGAGUGUGGAAAAAGAGAGGACCGGCUACCGAGUACGAGGCUGCGUAUUGUACAUGGAAUUCCUGGAAACUCGCCGUGGACGGUGAGCCUCAGAGACAGGAAAGGAAACCAUUUCUGUGGAGGAUCCCUGGUCAACCCCAGAUGGGUGAUCAGCACCAAACAGUGCUUCUCCUCAUGCUACGUGGAUCUGCCUGGAUACUCGGCCAUGAUGGGAACACUAUUUCGUGAUCCACAGGAAGGGGAACCCGGUGUUCAAACCAUCCCACUCACCAAGAUCGUGUGUGGACCCUCUGAGUCUCAGCUGGUCAUGCUACAACUGGAAUAUCCUGCUCAGUUUAAUGAGCGUGUCUCUCAGAUCUGCCUUCCUCCUGAGCGCUACAUUGUCGCUGAAGAGACUAUGUGUGAGAUCGCUGGAUGGGGUGAAACGAGAGGGACUGGAGAUGAGACGGUCCUCAAUGUGGCUCACAUACCAGUGAUCAGCAACAGGGAAUGCAACAAGUACUUCAGAGGCCGGGUUCGUGAGAAUGAGAUGUGCACGAACAGUUUCCAAGGCGGGGUCGGAGCCUGUGAGAGAGACUAUGGCGGCCCAUUGGCGUGUCAGAACAGGGACUGCUGGGUACUUGAGGGUGUGAUCAUCCCCAUGCGGCGCUGUGGACAUCCAGGACAGCCCAACAUCUUCAUCCGUGUGUCCGUCUACGUGGACUGGAUCAAGAAGGUCAUGGAGAUGGCUUAGAGACGGACAUGAACAUCAUGAAAGGACUGAACAAAUGUGACAUUAAACCCAAUAACAACACCUGCUUUCCUUCGUCUUAUAUGUGAAUGAAAUAUGAAUAUGAGGUGAAUAUUUAGAUUUUAUUUUUAGGAGUUUGUUUGUUACAGGUAGACACAUUUAUUAAAAGACAGGGACUUCGUAGCCAAAUUAUUUCUGCUCUAAAUUUGUUUUUAUGUGUAUUUACAUUUAGUUAAUCCUCUUAGUCAAAAUAGCAAAUAUUAAGUGCAUCAGCAGGGUCAUUUAAAUUCAUGACUUGUGGCUUCAAGUAAGCAAAUGCCUACGCAGAAAACAUUUAUAUUACCCCCCCUCACCAAAAAAUAAAAAAUAAAAAAUUACUUAUGCAACACAAAGAGCUAUGCAGAGCUUUAUCCUACAAAUGUAAGUAAAGUUGUACAAAUUUGUAUUAUUUAUUCAUUCACAAAUGAAAAGAUGCAGGGAUUGAAAGUAAUUGCAGCCCCUCAGGUUUACAGAAAAAUAAUAACUGGAGUUAAUUAACUUUGAAUAACAGGGGAGGUGUGGAGGUUUACACAUUUUUUCCCCUAACAUCCCCUGGAAAUGCACCCUUUACCACAAAACUGUACGCCUCCCUCCUCUCCUGGCAUUGAAUGGAGCUCCAAAAUACCUUCUUUGCCCCCAGCCUCAAAAGAAAUCCCUCCUCUGCCUGUCUUUUGAUGCCUGCCCCCACCUCUAAAGACAUGCCUUUGUGCCUUAUGCAGAACUGUAUGCGCUGCACAUUCUUUCUAGUUCUAUAGGAGGAUUUUUGUAACCCGGUCCUGAUGAGCCCACGGAAUUCAGCUUAAAUAAACCUCAAGAUCAGAGUCCGACAGAAUCUCAGACACACCAGCCUGCAGAAGGCCACUGAACUCUCUCGCGCUUUAACACACACACGGUUUCUUUCCUGAACUCACCCUUCCCCCUCUCUUGUCCCCCAUUCAACUCUUUUUUUUUUCUUUCACUCAAUAAUUCCCACUUUUCUUUUGUCUUCACAGUUAGAUGAUGUUACUUUAUUAUUUGUAAAAGCAGAACUAAAAGGACAAAAAGGCAGAACAAGUUUCCUGUAAUGAAUGAUGUUCAAUUAUGUUGUAAGCAACUUCUGGAAACAGCAGGUUGACAGUUAUGAUCUCACCAUCAUUCUGUUCACUUUCAUUUACUAAUACUCAUAGUGGAUGAGUAAUCCAAUUCAUAUAUGACUACUAGUUCUCAGCAACUGUUGCUAAAAGCCUCUGGGAAACCUUACUACAAUUUUUAACAAAUGGUUCCA